UUCAGCUGCGGACCUGUGAGCAGUCACUGUUUUGUGGAAGGGUGCAGCCUCACAGCCCUGAGAGUAUCAGCUGGGACUCAAGAUGUCCGGGGAGUCUGUUCCUGAGGGUCCUGACCUGAAGGAGAUGGUGGAAGAGGAACUGUGGGAGUUGAUCAAUGACAAUCGGCACCGCAUCUCUCUGGGCGUGAAGCACUGCAGGUUGAUCCCAUACCUGAGGCAGGCUCGGGUCCUGACGGAGAUGGACGAGGACGAGAUCAACACCUGCCACAGCCUCACCAACCGCUGCAUGAGAACGAGUCACAUGUUGGAUCUUCUCAGGACUCAAGGAAGGAAUGGUGCUGUGGCCUUGCUCGAGAGCCUGAUGAUCCACUACCCAACUCUAUACACCCAAGUUACUGGACGCCCGUCGACUACUGAUCUGUCACGAUUCAGCGGCCUGGUGAAGUACUCAGAGUUGACUGAAUACCUGGUCAGAGCCGUGACUGGCAUGCAGCGAGAGCUUCAGGAGGCGCGCUCCGAGGCCAGCAGGUUAAGUGACCGCUGCAUUUCCCUGGAGGCUGAGAUUCGCCAGACAUUGGAGCAGGAGGAGAUGUUCAGAAGCCUGAAGUCUGAGAACGACCGUCUGCGCCGACACUUCUGUUCUGUGCAGAAGGAAGUGACCAAGCUAAAGGAUGAGAAAUGUGACCUGUACAUGCGCUACACGUCAACCAUCGAAGAGAAAUCAGCAGUCAACAUGCGCCUUCAUGAACUGAACUUGCAGGUGUAUCAGCUGCAGACAGACCUGCUAAAGGCCCAGAAGGAGAAUGAGUUUCAGAAACGACAUUCCCUCAGAUGUCGGCUCUCUGCGGAAACGCCGCAACUGCGGGAGAAGGUCAGGAAUCUGUGCUACCAACUGGAAAAGGCAGAAAAACUCAAUCCGGCCCGUGAGGAUAUUCUUGCACAGGAUCUGGCCGAGGCUAUCGACAGCCAAGUGGAGCUAGCAGAGCAGCUGAGGAGUUACAGAGAGGAGAAUGAAAAGCUGCUGCAAGAGAAGCAUGAGCUUCUGGACAAGUCGGAAUCCCUGAGCCUCAAGGUCCAGCAGCUGACUUUGGACUCUGACAUGCACCAGCAGAGGAGCAGUUUGGUCCAGAGCCAGAUGAGGGAGCUGCAAAAAGAGCGAGACCAGGCAUACGUCUCCAGAGACGAGGCCCAGGCAAUGAUUGCCCGCGUCCUUGCAGAAAAAGAUACCAUCAGGUGUCAGCUGGUGGAAGCCCAGGACAAGGUGCUGAGCCUGCAGUCCAAACUCCACCUCAGAGAAGAACGGCAGAGCUCAGAUGAGAGAGAUUAUUGUUGGGAGAGUCCAGGAUCCAGCUUUGAAGAGCCUCCUAGUGGAAAUCGACGCAGGCUGCGACGCAUGGAUGCAAUCAACCCUUCAUCACUGACUACCUUUCAUACAGAGUGUGAGGAAGUAUCAGCCAGCAGUCUUCGGUCGAGGAAUGCAGAGCCACCCUCCCCUGAGUCUCUUCGCAGAAGGAGGGAGUGCAUGUAUGCAGAGAGCAGUCUGGAGACACUAGAGACGGAUUCUCUUUCAGAUGACUUUGUCCUCUUACCCAACGUUUGCAGUGAGGACCGACAGAUCCCAAAGCUCACCACUUGUCGUGGCAGCCACAUUGAAAGCCCAUCGAGAACCGCAGCCCCUCCUUUCCUAAUGCGCUCCCGUCCUAAAGCCAUCCGCAUCAGUGGCCGGGUUCUCAGUAUUUCCCUCCAGGGGGAGGCGCUGCUGAGCCAGCUGGCUGUGGUCGGUGGUAACAAGACAGGAGUGUUCGUGCACCAGGUGACCGAAGGGAGUCCUGCGCACACGGUUGGCAUUAGCCCCGGCGCUCAGAUAGUGGAGGUGCAAUGCCAACAGAAUCAGAAAGCUCUGAGGAUGGUUCUGGAGGAAUCAACGUUGGAGGAAGCCAUGUGGGCACUGGGCCAGAUCUCAGGCCUCUGCCAGCUCUCGCUCCGGCCUCGACAGGAUGAGUAUGAGGAGCUGCUGCAGCAGAUGCAGGUCAAUGAGAUGUCAUCUGGAGAUUCCUUCUACGUGCGUGUGAACAUGUCGCUUCCUGCCAGCUGUAAUGGAACUCUGAGCAUCUCCUGCAACGACAUUUUACACGUGACCAACACGCAGCCAGCGGGCGCCGAGGACUCAUGGCACGUUAGUCUAGUUCAUCCCUGCCAGCUCCUGGACCUCCAAAGUGGCACCGUUCCAAACUACUACAGGGCUCAGCGUCUUCUCAUCAGAGCCAUUGAAGAGAUGAGCUUUCAGACCAAGAAGCCGCACAAGUCUGCAGAGACCCAGAACACACAGAUGGAAGUGAGGAUUGUCAGCACUGGUCGGCAUGGGAGGAACCCGCUGUGGGUCAGUGUGGAAGACGAUGUAGCAAAGAACACAGUUUCAGGAGAUUUGUCAACACCCAGCAGUUGUGUAACCCUCAUGCCAUACUCACCUGUCACCCCACACUACCCACCCACUUGCAGACCGGUUCUGUUGCUGCCCAGUGUGCUGGGGCGCCUCCUCGACAAAAAGCUGGGCAGCUGGCAGGGCUUCCAGCUUAUUGAGCCAGAGACGUUGAGCCCAAGUGCUCAUGCUGCUCUGCUGCAGAAGUCUGAGAUCCUGGAGGAGAGUGAGCAGGGAAGCAGUUGCUGCUACACCCUGCACAGUGUGGAGAGAGUGAUGCAGAAGGGAAUCCACGCUGUUCUACCUCUGGGACUGGAUUGUGUCCGUCGUCUGCACAGAGCCAAGAUCUUCCCCAUCAUUGUGUUUGUCGCGCAGUCUCAACGCAGUGCUCGUAAACUGAGGGCGAAGCUUCAGCGCCACACCAAGUCGGAGAAGCAGCUGCUGGUGUGUUCUAAGAGUGAGGAGCCCCUGCUGGACAAGCUGCCCUGUCUGUACCACAGGUUGGUGCCGGACUCCUGGUGUGAUCAGAGGUCACUGCUGACCAGUCUGCGGACCAUCAUCUGGGAAGAGCAGAAGAAGAUUGUAUGGGUGGAGCCUGACCUCUGGUGAUUGGUUGCAAACUAGUGAAGAAUAAUGUGCAACUCGGUUCUCUGUGUAGCGGAAUAUGUUUUACAAAACAUGAUUUGUAAAUGUCAGUAUGUAUCAAUGAUACUUUGAAGUGACCUGGAAUGUGUUGAUUCACUCAGUUCAUGGGAUUUAUUUGUUCAUCUCUCAUGCAUAUGAUCAGUUAUUCAGUGGAAGUGCAUUUAUUGUGAAGGUUUGCAAAAUAUCCUUGCUCCAUAUCCACAAUGGCAUUUGUGCCAUCAAACUUGCAGGGAAAGACAAAGUUCACUUCAUAUAAAAUAUAUUUAAUUUAUUUAUUGCAAAUAUUUAACGAUGAACCCAACACUUUCAAAACGCUUUGAUUAUUUUUCUUAAGUGACACAUAUUUAUUCUGAAUGAUUAAUAACUGCUAUUUUAGGGUGUAAAACUCAAUGUUUAUUUACGUAAGUGUCUGUAACAAGAAAAGGUUGAAACUUAAGGCCUUGUCAGACUCCAUUUGUUGGAGGCAAGCGGCUGUGUGGUGCACCAAUGACCAAAACAACAGACAUUCUGGUGCUCUUCUGCUGCUCUUACAUACAUGUACCCCCUCACCUUUCAUGGAAUCCAUUUGUACCCACCUUUUGGGAGUUUCAAGAUCCAUGGUUGGCAUUUAUUGUUGUUGUUUUGCCCAACACUUGUCAUCUAUUGUCACCCUGGAUUGAAUUGAAGUUGGAAUUUCAGGUGGAACAAGAUAAAAGAAACCUUUGAUAAAGCGUAUGUA
This is a messenger RNA of Synchiropus splendidus (mandarinfish), 3782 nucleotides long. RefSeq names its product caspase recruitment domain-containing protein 14-like. Bases 83 to 3028 code for a protein of 981 amino acids. The transcript is spliced from 20 exons. Gene Ontology annotation, biological process: regulation of apoptotic process. Gene Ontology annotation, molecular function: protein binding. Lineage: Eukaryota; Metazoa; Chordata; Actinopteri; Syngnathiformes; Callionymidae. The record is from RefSeq and is a predicted model, not a curated record.